Messenger RNA from Rana temporaria (common frog), 1184 nucleotides. RefSeq names its product transcription factor SOX-9-like. Bases 49 to 1047 code for a protein of 332 amino acids. Lineage: Eukaryota; Metazoa; Chordata; Amphibia; Anura; Ranidae. The record is from RefSeq and is a predicted model, not a curated record. The transcript is spliced from 5 exons.
CCUGAUGUGGCUUUCUCCAAGAACAAGAAAGGACAAGUGAAACGCCCAAUGAAUGUCUACGUGAUCUGGGCCCGAAUUCACCGUCCAGUUCUGAUCAGAGCCAAUCCUGACAUCAAAUUUGCUGCCAUAAGUUCUAUGCUUGGUGAGGAAUGGAGAAAAAUGUCAGAGGAGCAGAAACAGCCUUAUUAUGAUGAGGCACAGCGGAUUAAAAGAAAACACAACAAAGAGUUUCCAAAUUGGCAAUUUCGACCAGAUAUCAAGAAAAGGAAGAUAUCCUAUUCUGCACAUGACACCAUGCCAGGCUCCUUCAGGGAUCCACCAGCGGCCUCAGCCUAUUCAAUGCCACAAAAUUGCCCAUCAUAUUCAGGAAUGGUUCCUCAACCCAACCCACCAACAGGAUCACCUGAUGUGGCUUUCUUCAAGAACAAGAAAGGACAUGUGAAACGCCCAAUGAAUGCCUACAUAAUCUGGGCCCGAAUUCACCGUCCAGUUCUGAUCAGAGCCAAUCCUGACACCAAACUCACCGUCAUAAAUUCCGUGCUUGGUGAGGAAUGGAGCAAAAUGUCCAAGGAGCAGAAACAGCCCUAUUAUGAUGAGGCACAACGGAUUCAAAGACAACACGCCAAAGAAUUUCCAAAUUGGGAAUAUCGACCAGAUAUCAAGAAAAGGAAGAUAUACUAUUCUGCACAUGACACCAUGCCAGGCUCCUUCAGGGAUACACCAGCGUCCUCAGCCUAUUCAAUGCCACAAAAUUGGCCAUCAUAUUCAGGAAUGGUUCCUCAACCCAACCCACCAACAGGAUUACCUGAUGUGGCUUUCUCCAAGAACAAUAAAGGACAUGUGAAACGCCCAAUGAAUGCCUACAUGAUCUGGGCUCGAAUUCACCGUUCAGUUCUGACCAGAGCCAAAUCUGACACCAAACUUGCCGUCAUAAAUUCCGUGCUUGGUGAGGAAUGGAGAAAAAUGUCCAAGGAGCAGAAACAGCCCUAUUAUGAUGAGGCACAGCGGAUUCAAAGACAACACGCCAAAGAAUUUCCAAAUAAGUAGUCCAGACACAAUGCUCAGUCCUCAGGGCCCCAAGCCCCUCAUUACAGGAUUUAUAUGUAUGGAUUAAAUCUACUUUUACUAUUAGUACAGUUCAUUUAUCUGAUGGGUUGACCCAUGUAUAACAUAUUACAUAUGUA